Molecule: messenger RNA, 4452 nt
Organism: Myzus persicae (green peach aphid)
Lineage: Eukaryota; Metazoa; Arthropoda; Insecta; Hemiptera; Aphididae
Product: facilitated trehalose transporter Tret1-like
Exons: 9
Coding region: 779-2770 (663 amino acids)
Biological process (GO): transmembrane transport; carbohydrate transport
Cellular component (GO): membrane
Molecular function (GO): sugar transmembrane transporter activity
Source: RefSeq, a predicted model, not a curated record
CCGCGGAGAACGCGUAUUUUCCUCUCAGUCACGCACCGCACACCGCACCGUCUGCAAUAGUAUUACACACUCUACUACUAUAUUAUAAUACACACCGCGACCGCAUUUUUUUCACAUAUAUACCAGAGAUACCUGCACGAUAGUGAUAUUAUAUAUUUCAAUUUAAUAUACAUACGAAGUAUAGUAGUGCAAUUUUUUUUCCUACACAUAAGUACGUUCGCGUGUGCAUCAUUCGCUGUAUUACGUACUCAUCAGGCUCGCAUCAAGUCGCGUCAUACGUCUUACGCUUGUUUUUAUUAUAAUAUAAUACAAUUUAGGUACACGUCACACACUCAAAUAUACAUAUAUAUAUAUAUUAUAUAUGUAUAACCAAACACAUAACGAUUAUAUAUAUUGUAUUUCGCGAGUGCGGUCAGUGUGUAUAUAUAUAAUAUAAAGCUCAGGUUUCGGCGACUUGUAUAGAUCACAUCGCUUUCGCAGUGCACCGCGAUCGAUCAACGCCGGAGCUUUUUUUUCGAUGGGAUUUCGCAAUCCGUACGUGUCGGUACUUUCGGUCGAUUACAAGUUGCGCGCCAAACUGAUGCCACUUAGGUCUUAAUAUAUAAUAUUUUAUAUAUUAUACAUUUUAGCUGCAUUAGAAUUCAAGAGUGAAAACCAAAAUUUAUAAGCACCGCCAACGACUCGAGUACUUACAUAUAAUUUUAUAACAGUGUCGAGUCAUCGCGAUUAAACAUUAUACGCAUACACUAUAAACGAAAACAGAGACAACAUUGCAAAAAUGGCUUGGAUCAGACGCGGUCGCGGAGACAAAGCGACUCAGCAGAUGACGUUCACGAUCGACAUGCCCAUCAGCGAGGACCAAGUGGCCGAGCUUUACGGUGAAGGAGCCCGGAUCCACAGCGUACACCACAGGUCCAGGCCGGAGCAGUCCGUGUUCGCGUCCACAAUGUCGUCCAACGCCUCGGUGGAUACGACGGUGGGCUCGACUGCGGCGCUCAUACACAGCCAUGCGGCCAAAGUCAAGAAGAAGAAGUACGCUUUCCUCAGGCAGGGCAACAGCGGUGGCACCCAACUGUCGGCCUCGGCCUCGUCCAACAACGGUUUUUUAACCGGUCGCCACUGCCGAGACGCCGCCAUACACAGCCAGAAGGAGCUGAACAUCCGGCUGGCCACGCCCACGGUGCCAAACUUUAUCGAUCAGAUACUGAAGAAAAAACAGGCCACCGAACAGGUGUCCGCAAAGCGUUUGAGCAGCGACGACGACGACGACUGUGAUGACGACCGCGACGACGAUGAAGACGACGUGUUCCUCCAGGACCUCAAGUCCGCCGCCAAAAUCCGGACGCCGCAGAACACAUACGUCCCACAGAUCCUUGCUUCAUUAACAGUAUCAUUAUGCUCAAUGGUAGUUGGAUUCGCGUCCGCCUAUACGUCACCCGCCUUACCGUCAAUGAACAGACCGGGCAGUCCGCUGACAGUAACCGAGGAAGAAGGUUCAUGGAUCGGCAGUCUCAUGCCACUGGCAGCACUCAUUGGUGGCAUGGCUGGCGGGCCCCUUAUCGAGUCCAUCGGUAGAAAAACCACUAUACUCGCUACCGGAAUACCUUUUAUUAUUUCCUUUAUUCUAAUUGCGAUGGCUGUUAACGUGCAAAUGGUAAUGGCAGGUCGGGCCAUAGCCGGAUUCUGCGUAGGAGUGGCUUCAUUAGGUCUUCCUGUAUAUUUAGGAGAAACUGUACAACCUCAAGUCAGAGGGACGUUGGGCCUUUUGCCCACCACUCUCGGCAACAGUGGUAUUUUGUUGUGUUUCAUUGCUGGCAAAUACCUUAACUGGCAGAUGCUAGCUAUCCUCGGCGCUUGUAUCCCUAUACCGUUCUUGGUGUGCAUGUUCCUCAUCCCCGAAACACCACAAUGGUACAUAAGCAGAAAUAAAAGCAAGAAAGCGAAAAAAGCUCUUCAGUGGCUGCGUGGAAAGGACGCGGACGUAACGCAAGAAUUCAGCGAGAUCGAAAAAGCUAAUCACAUGGGCAAGAACGAAGAAAUGCCCGGAUAUCUGAGCUUGUUCUCCAAGAUGUACUCGAAACCCUUGCUAAUAUCUAUGGGGCUCAUGUUGUUCCAACAACUCAGCGGUAUCAAUGCAGUCAUUUUUUACACCGUCAAAAUCUUUAAGGAAGCGGGAAGUACCAUCGACGAAAACUUGUGCACCAUCAUCGUGGGUAUUGUCAAUUUCUUGUCCACUUUCAUAGCAACCGGUCUCAUUGACAAGCUCGGUCGCAAGAUCCUUCUGUACGCGUCUAGCGCUACGAUGGCGGUCACGCUCAUCACUCUCGGAACGUUCUUCAACUACAAAAACAACGGUUACGACGUGUCUCAGUACGGAUGGUUGCCAUUGGCCAGUUUCGUGUUUUUCAUCAUUGGGUUCGCCAUCGGCUUCGGGCCAAUUCCGUGGCUGAUGAUGGGCGAAAUUUUGCCCGCCAAAAUCCGGGGCACAGCUGCAUCGUUGGCAACGGCUUUCAACUGGGCCUGCACGUUCGUAGUCACCAAGACGUUCGCUGACUUGUUACGAGUCUUCGGAACUGACGGCACCUUCUGGAUGUUUGGAGGCAUCUGCUUGAUGGGAUUGGUGUUCAUCAUAUUCUGCGUGCCCGAGACCCAGGGUAAGAGCCUGGAGGACAUCGAACGCAACUUAACCGGGGUAGGCAAAGGCCCGGUGAGACAAGUGAGGAGGAUGAGCUCGAUAGCGCAUCUGAAACCGCUGCCGAUGGCCAUCUAAACGACAGAAAAAAUAAAUUUUAUUAUGUAUUAACUAUAUAAGAAAAUCGGCGUAUAUAUAUAUAUAUAUAUAUAUAUUUUUUUUAAUAAUAAUAUUAUACAUCAAUUUUUCUUCGGAACAUUUUCGGCAAUUACAAAAUUAAACCCGCAAGCUUAUAUUUGGCGCGUACCUCUUUUAAUAUUUUACAAUACAAAUUACGUUUUUAUGAUUAUACCUUUUUAACUAUAUAACAUGUAAAUGUGAAUAGACCAUUUUUAAAACGCGUUAGACUACACUGUUCUAAAGUGUAUUAUAUAAUGGUGCUAAAAUAUUUCAGACAAUAAUUAACAGAAUAAAAACGACUUUUUUAAAUUUAUAUAAUAUUAACUAUAUAUAUACAUAAAAAAAUACGAUUACAACAAUAAUAUAGACGAAGGCCGUCUCAUUGCGUUUCCACAUUCCGGAAAGUAGGUGAAGUUCCAAUUUUUUAUAUUAAAUUAUUAUUAUAUUUUUAUUAUUUUUCGUGCUGUGAUAGAGACAGAGCAUCCCCUCCCUCCCGCAGUUGUAUAAUAAUGUUAACGCCACGAUACACGUAUAUAAUAUUAUAUAUAUAUAUAUAUACAUAUAUAGAUCAAAUACCGAUUUUUACGAUCGGGUCAAUCCCUCCUCAUAAGCCCUUCGAGUUUUUUUAUUUGACUUAAGAAUUUAAUAGUAUGAUACGUAUAUAAAAUAUAUAUAUAUAUAUAUAUUAUAUAAUUAUAGUUGGGCACUCGUUAUUGUACUUACAAUUUAAUACAUUUACAUUAUUACACUAUAAUACUUUAUAUACAUAUAAUAUAUGUCGAUACGCUUAAGCCACAUUUUUAUAUAGGGGGAGGCCUUCAAGUCAGUGAAGGUUUGUGUGUGUGUGUGUGUGUGUGUGUGCGUGUGCGUGUGUAUGUUUAGAUUAACGUUUUUAAUAUUAUUAUUAUGUAGGUGUAAAAUACGUAAUUAUAACACUAUAAUAUACACACCGUUUAAUGGAUCGGUAAACAAACGAUGUUUCUAAGUGUUUAUAUUUUGUUUUUUUAAACGAUUUUUACAUUGCAGUAUACUUGGUACCUAUAUUUUUCCGGUUUUCCGAUCCGUACAUGCACGUAUGAUUUCAUACAAAUCGUGCAAUAUAACGGAUCGUGAAACUGGAAAUCAUAUAAUCAUUAUAAAAUUGUAUAUCGAGUUACAGCUACAUAAAAAAUACAAUAGAAUAACUGCGGCGAUAAGACAAUUUUAUUUUACUAACAUCAAAAAAAUUAAAUAGUCAUUCAUUCGCAAAAGCCACCCCGCCGUGAGUGUGUGGAACAUGUGAUCGAUAUUCGGAAAAUCGGUACAGUUAUGCACGCCUGCGAUGCGGGGUGUGGGUUAUAUAUUAUGUUUAUUAUCGAUACAACUUUUAAAACGACUAGACUGUUUUUUUUUUUUUUGUUUUUUUUUUUUUAAAUCUUUUAUUGUGAUUUGAUAUUAUUAUGUUACAUAAUAAUAUUAAUAUUAAAAAGCCUCGCGUAAAAAUCGUUUUUUACCAAGUAAAUAUAUUAUUAAUACAAAUACUUGAAAUACUUACUAAAGUCGACUGUAAAAUCAGUGUCACUUUUUUUCCAAUCGGGCGGGCAAACUUUGUGAUUUUAUUAUUAUUUUUUUUUGUAUUAAAAUUAGUUACCAAUAUAUUA